Messenger RNA from Schistosoma haematobium, 447 nucleotides. RefSeq lists its product as uncharacterized. The coding region runs from base 1 to 447 and encodes 148 amino acids. Lineage: Eukaryota; Metazoa; Platyhelminthes; Trematoda; Strigeidida; Schistosomatidae. Gene Ontology annotation, biological process: response to oxidative stress. The record is from RefSeq and is a predicted model, not a curated record. The transcript is spliced from 6 exons. Gene Ontology annotation, molecular function: glutathione peroxidase activity.
AUGUUUUGUCUUUCUUCCAGUUCAUCCAAAUUAAAUGAUCAGGCUUUGUUUCCUGAAGAUUUCUUUGCGUGCAGCAGAAGUCCAGCAUCUGGUAAGAUCUAUGAUUUUACGGUCACUGAUAUUGACGGUAAUGAAGUUCAACUGAGAAAGUACCUAGGACAGGAACCCGGGACUGAUCAAGAAAUAAAACAGCGCGUGUUAGCGAAGUAUAAUGUGACAUUCGAUUUGUUCCACAAAAUUGAUGUCAAUGGUGAAAAUGCUAUUCCGUUGUACAAGUUUCUGAAACAGUCACUAUCGUCCUGGUUUUCCAGAGAAAUUGAAUGGAAUUUCGUGAAAUUUCUAGUUGGCAGAAAUGGUACUCCUGUAUCUCGUUACAGUUCGAUAACUCCACCUAACAGUAUGGAAGCUGAAAUUCGAAAGUUACUUGGCCUUUCUAAUGAAUUAUAA